Messenger RNA from Emiliania huxleyi CCMP1516, 954 nucleotides. Its product is annotated as fatty acid elongase. Gene Ontology annotation, molecular function: fatty acid elongase activity. NCBI's taxonomy places the organism in Eukaryota, Haptophyta, Isochrysidales, Noelaerhabdaceae. Gene Ontology annotation, biological process: very long-chain fatty acid biosynthetic process; fatty acid elongation, monounsaturated fatty acid; fatty acid elongation, polyunsaturated fatty acid. The annotation marks the transcript as partial. The record is from RefSeq and is a predicted model, not a curated record. Gene Ontology annotation, cellular component: endoplasmic reticulum membrane. The transcript has a single exon.
UUCGACGGCGCCUCGUGGACGAGGUGGACGUCGCACAACUGGCAGUACCCUCUGGUGGCCGUCGGCCUCUACCUCGCGGGCGUGCCUGCGAUGCAAGCCUUCAUGGCCGCCCGCGAUCCGAUCCGGCUGCAGCGGCUGACGGCGCUGUGGAACUUCGGGCUCUCGGCCUUCUCGUGGGCGGGCGCCGCCGUCGUGGUGCCGCACUUGCUCUCGAACCCCGACAGCGGCCUGCUGCGCGAGGGCUUCCACGCGAGCAUCUGCUCGCACGCCUCCUCGUAUGGCUGCGGCUGGGUCGGCUUCUUCGUGGCCGCCUUCAUCUACUCCAAGUUUGCGGAGCUGAUCGACACGCUGCUGCUGCUGCUGCGCAAGGCGCCCGUCAUCACACUGCACUGGUACCACCAUGCGACGGUGCUGCUCUACUGCUGGCAUUCGUACUCGGCGCGGAUCGGCACCGGCAUCUGGUUCGCGGCGAUGAACUACUCGGUGCACGCGGUCAUGUAUGCGUACUUUGGGCUGACGCAGUGCGGCCCGGCGGGCAAGCGGUUCGCCAAGCGCUUCUCGAUGCUCAUCACCCUCAUGCAGCUCGCGCAGAUGGUGGUCGGCAUCGCCGUCACCGUCGCCUCGCUCGCCUACCAGGCGAGGGGGCAGACGUGCUACGUCCCAAUCGUCAACUCCUUCCUCGGGCUGCUGAUGUACGCCUCCUACUUCGUCCUCUUCUUCGUCCUCUUCUGCAACCUCUACCUGCGCAAGAAGGACCGCCACGGGGAGGGGCGUGCCAACGGGUCGCCCGUGCCGCCCUCGCCGCCCAAGGCCGCCUCGCCGGCCGACCGCUUCGAGGGCUGGGCCGUCAAGUACGACGAGCUCGAGAUGCUCACCGCCUCGGCGUCCGAGGCGAUGAACGACGUCUGCCUGCCGCAGGGCGACGCGCUCGCGCCCAAGCGCAAGGUGGCGUGA